Messenger RNA from Orbicella faveolata, 2786 nucleotides. RefSeq names its product xaa-Arg dipeptidase-like. Gene Ontology annotation, molecular function: dipeptidase activity. The record is from RefSeq and is a predicted model, not a curated record. Lineage: Eukaryota; Metazoa; Cnidaria; Anthozoa; Scleractinia; Merulinidae.
GUCGUUUUCGCCACCUGUUGUAGGUUGUUUGCUUAAAAAAGGUUUACAAAGGGGGGUCACGGGCACCCCAGGACCCACCCUAGCUUAAUGCCCUUGCCAUUUGUAAUUUAGAAAUCAUUUCCAUUAUCCUUGUUGACUAAAUUUAAUUGUGCAUUUCAAUUUCAAUGAAAUAUAUUAAUAUAUAGCAAUAAUUUAUAAACUUCUUUAAAACUGUGGUAACUUUUCACUUCUAAGUUCUAGUCAUUACAUUUUAUCCCUUUCUCUGUCUUUCUGUGUGAGGCGACCUGUGCAGUUUACAAGGCUCUUAACAAUUGGCCUAACAAAACAAAACAAAACAAACAAAAACGACAAAGAACACAAACAGAUAAAUAUUCCCCUAGCCCUGAGAGCAAUUAAAAGAGGUGCAAAUUAUCAAAAUAGCUGAGGUUUUGAAGAAUAUCAAUUAAUUACAUCUAAGAAAGAAAGAUUUUUUUUAUAAAUUUUUAUUAACCUGCCUGAUCAAGUUAAGGGAUUGCACAGAUAAUUUCAAGUAGUAAUUAUUGUGAAAAGGGAUUGCUGUGACUGGGAAACCUAGUCCAUAGUUGUCACAUCACGGGUUUGAUCAUCAGCCAAUGCAAUCGAAUGUACUGUAAGUACAUGAUUAUUCUAAUUUUAAGACAGAUUUUGUUACAAAUUUUGUGCAAAACCCACCUCCCUAUAUUAAAAAAAAAAGAUGAGACAUUAUAACAAGCUAACUUGGCCUCAGAAUGUCUGAAAUUCAUUUCCAAGGACCUCAAUUUUAAACAUUUUCUGGGAGAGGAUGCCCCCACCCACCCCUACAGGGAAGCACAGUCCAUAUCUUGAACCCCCAUCUCUAAAAUCCUGUACCCAACCCAGUAGUCUUUUAUAGUCAAAGCUUGUAAAAAAAACGUAAUUUACAAUAAAUUAAAUUCACUGACCUCUGAGGUUUAUCUUUCUUUGCUGGUCUGAAGGCUGUUACAUGUGUAAAAUGAAGGUUGCAAAUAUUCAAAUUAGUGCCCAUUCAUUCUCGAAACAUGGCUCUUUUUUAAGGCUUUUUUAAAAAAUGCUUUUAGCAUUUGGUAUUACUUUUAAUCUGCCUCGCUUGUGGUAUCCUCCCCAACCGUUUUGGGGGCUAUCACGCAACGCUCCCCCCAAGAGAAGGGGGAAGCGUUGCGUGACAUCACCAAAAACGGCUGCGGACAUCUCUAGGCAAAACAAAAGCAAUUGCUUUAGUUAUUCAAUCUGCUCCUGGGUGAUUGUUUCCGAAUAUUCCUAAUAAGAAAACAUAUCGAACAUGAUAAAACUAGCGACAAAAUCGUUCUAAACGAAAACUUCCGGUAUGAGGCGCCAGCGUUAACAUCCGCUGCUUACUAGGAUUCAAUUUCCACUCGUGCGUCAAUCAUGCGGAAACCGGAAAACAGAAAACAUGGCGAGCGGUGAGGCAGAUAUUCUGAAACAAAAGGCAGAAGAAGCGAUUGACAUCUAUUCUCCUGAGUUGUAUGAUCUAAACAAAAGCAUAUGGGAAAACCCAGAGCUAGCUUUUAAGGAGUUCUACGCUCAUGAUCGACUGACGGAGUUUUUAGCCGAGCGAGGUUUCGACGUGACGCCCCAUUACACUUUGGAUACAGCGUUCCGUGCUGAAUGCGGUGAAGAUGGAGGUCUAACAAUUGGUCUGAUUAGUGAAUAUGACGCUUUACCAGAAGUAGGACAUGCUUGUGGACAUAAUCUGAUCGCUGAAUCAGGUGUAGCGGCGGCAUUAGGUCUCAAGAUUGCAUUAGAAGCAGUCAAUCAGAAACCAAAAGUCAAAAUAGUUCUUCUUGGAACUCCCGCUGAGGAAGAACGAGGAGGCAAGAUUCUGAUGAUCAACAAUUGGUGCUUCAAAGACAUUGACUUCUGCAUGAUGGUUCAUCCUUGCCCUGCAGAUGUACUUAAGCCAGUUAUUUUUGCUCGUGAGAAUGUGGUAGUUACCUACAAAGGUCAUGCAGCCCACGCUGCAGCAUUCCCUUGGGAAGGAAUCAAUGCACUUGAUGCAGCAGUCAUGGCAUACAACAACAUAAGUGUGUUACGACAGCAGAUGAAGCCAACAUGGCGUGUCCAUGCCAUUAUCACUGAGGGGGGUGUUAAGCCUAACAUCAUUCCUGAUCGCACGCAGCUUAAAUGUUCGGUCAGGACUGUGACUGACCAGGAACUUGAAGUGUUGAAGGAAAAGGUCUCAAAGUGUUUUGAAGCCGCAGCCUUGGCCAGUGGCUGCAAAGUUGCCAUGGAGUGGAUGGCUUCCAGUAAAUAUUCACAUUUAGACUCCAACAACACCCUUGCUCAACUCUACCAAGCAAAUGCAGAAACUCUCGGGAUAACAUUUCCUCCUGAAGCAAGUUUUUCCGCCUCAACUGACAUGGGAAAUGUUUCUCAUGUAGUUCCAUCAAUACAUCCCAUGUAUUCCAUUGGCACCACAGCUCCCAAUCACUCUCAUGCAUUCACAACAGCAGCAAUCACAGAACUUGCUCAUGAGAAAACGUUGAUUGCAAGCAAAGCAAUGGCCAUGACAGCAAUCGAUGUGCUGUGUAAUAAAGAUCUAAUUGACAAAGUGCGGAAUGACUUCACAAACUCACCCAAGUAACGAUGCAAAUUGUUAAAUAGUAUAGGAAACGCCAGCCUGAGGAAAGUGCUUUUCCGAGUUCUCCUGAACUCUGGCCAUAGUGUUUCUAUAAUCUGAAUACUGUUGCUUUUUGUUAUUACUUUAAUUUUAUUUUCAUUUAUAUAUAUAUUUUUUUAAUAUUGCAAGAAAA